Sphenostylis stenocarpa is the source of this 1944-nucleotide messenger RNA. Lineage: Eukaryota; Viridiplantae; Streptophyta; Magnoliopsida; Fabales; Fabaceae. The record is from the annotation of a GenBank genome assembly.
AUGGGGAGAUUUGAACUAGCCCAGAAAGCAGUUGCUUUGGCUGAGAAAAGACUGCCAGUUGAUUAUUGGCCUGAAUACUACGAUACACGCACUGGAAAAUUUAUUGGAAAACAAGCCCGGAUGUAUCAAACAUGGACCAUAGCUGGUUUCCUUACAUCCAAGAUGCUUUUGAAAGAUCCUGAGAUGGCAUCCAGAUUAUUUUGGGAGGAGGAUUAUGAACUUCUAGACAUAUGUGUUUGUGGACUUAGCAAGACUGGCAGGAAAAGUAUUCCUCUCGGUAAGGGCUCACUCCAAAAGGCACGCGUGCUGUUCGACGAAAUGCCUCACAGAAAUGUGGUCACCUGGACGGCCAUGAUCACAGGAAACAACUCGUGCAACCACUAUAAGAGUGCAUGGAAUGUGUUUCCUCAAAUGCUCAGAGAUGGGGCGCAGCCCAACGAUUUCACCAUAUCCGCUGUUUUGAAGGCCUGUAAGGGUUUGAAAGCUCUUUUAUGUGGCCAAUUAGCUCAUGCUUUGGCCAUCAAGGUUGGUGUCCAAGGAUCAUCCAUAUAUGUUGAUAACGCACUCAUGGAUAUGUAUGCCACUUGCUGUGCUACCAUGAACCAUGCAAAGAUGGUUUUUGAGGAUAUCACAACUAAAACUGAUGUCUGCUGGACUACUUUUAUCACUGGGUACACUCAUAGAGGAGAUGCCUAUGGUGGUCUUCGAGUUUUCUGUCAAAUGUUUCUGGAGGAAGGAGCACUGAGUCCCUUUAGCUUCUCAAUUGCAGCUAGAGCUUGUGCCUCAAUUGGUUGGUGUUUUUUGGGCAAGCAAGUACAUGCUGCAGUGGUUAAGCAUGGAUUUGAGUCCAACCUUCCUGUCAAGAAUUCCAUACUGGACAUGUAUUGCAAGUGUCAUUCUGUUUCUGGUGCAAAACAAUUAUUCUCUGAAAUGAGUCAUAAAGAUACCAUCACAUGGAAUACCUUGAUAGCUGGAUUUGAAGCAUUGGAUUCCAGAGUCUCUCUCUGCAUAUUUUCACAAAUGGUCUCAGAAGGUUUUAGUCCAGAUUGCUUCUCCUUUACUAGUGUGCUAGGUGCAUGUGCAAACUUAGCAGUUCUGUAUUGUGGGCAACAGCUUCAUGGUGUAAUCGUUCAUAAAGGCCUUGAUAACAACUUAGAAAUAUCCAAUGCCCUUAUUUAUAUGUAUGCCAAGGGUGGAAAUAUAGCGUAUUCACAUAAAAUAUUUAGCAAAAUGCCGUGCACAAAUUUGGUCUCAUGGACUUCAAUGAUGAUUGGAUAUGGGGAUCAUGGAUAUGGUAAAGAGGCGGUUGAGCUAUUCGAUGAAAUGGUAGGAUUAGGUAUUAAACCAGAUAGGAUGAUGUUUAUGGCAAUUCUAAGUGCAUGUAGCCAUGCUGGACUAGUGGAAGAAGGGCUGAGAUAUUUUAGAUUAAUGACCAACUGUUAUCAUAUAGCACCAGAUAUAGUGAUAUAUGGAUGUGUGGUGGAUUUGCUAGGUCGAGUUGGAAAAGUGAAGGAAGCUUAUCAACUAAUAGAGAGUAUGCCAUUUGAGCCAGAUGAGUCUAUCUGGGCGACCCUUCUUGGAGCUUGUAAAUUGCAUAAACAAUCUAGAGUGGCCAAAUUAGCAGCUUUGAGGGCUUUGGAUAUGAAGCCAAUUAAGGCAGGAACUUAUGCCUUGUUAUCAAAUAUUUAUGCAGCUGAAGGCGACUGGGAUGAUUUUGCUAGCUUAAAAAAACUGAGGAGAAGUAUUAAAAAUAAAAGUGACUCGGGAAGGAGCUGGAUUGAAUUGAAAGACCAGGUCUGCAGUUUUGUUGUUGGAGAUAGAUUUGUUUCUUCCAAUAAAGAGGUGUGUGAAGUUCUGAAAUUGUUGAUUUUGCAUAUUAAAGAUGUUGAUAUGGACAAUGUACAUGAUCUGGAAGAUAAGAAUGAUCACUUGAAUGGAAGCUGA